Trifolium pratense (red clover) is the source of this 2139-nucleotide messenger RNA. RefSeq lists its product as uncharacterized. The transcript is spliced from 3 exons. The coding region runs from base 401 to 910 and encodes 169 amino acids. The record is from RefSeq and is a predicted model, not a curated record. NCBI's taxonomy places the organism in Eukaryota, Viridiplantae, Streptophyta, Magnoliopsida, Fabales, Fabaceae.
AAUAUUUGAUGGAAAUGUUUACUAACUAUUUGAGUUUUUUCCUUCCUACUUGAAUGAUGUGAGAGUAAAAGUCAAAUCAAUGAAAGUGUGGAUCCACACACUCUCUCAAAUAAGACAUAUAUAAAAUCUUCUUUUUCUAGAGUAAAAGACCAAUUUGCCAAGCUUUCAUUUUCAGUGAAAUUUCAUCACAGGAUUAUAAGAAAAAAGAAAGGAAAAAAAGAGGUUGCUUCCUUUGCUGGGUCUGUUUCAAAUCUGCAAUUUCCAAACAUACCAUAUUAAUUACUGUUUCUGCUGUUGUUGAAUUUAUCUUGAAGAUAACCUGAAUAAAUUUGCAAGGAAUACCUAUCGCAAACACUAGAAUAUUUGGAUCGUUAAUCGGAGAUAAUAGGAUCAUAAGAACAUGGCUCAAACACUUGAAGGUAUGAAGGGCAAAAGCGGAUCAAUCAAACUAGGAACUACCGGAACAAUCGGUUCCUUAAUGACAAGAGAAUUGGAUCAUAUCUCUCCUGUAUCACACAAACAGCAUGUAUCUUCAAGAAAUAAACCUAGAACACUACCUGUUUCUGUUCCUUGUACUAGUACCGGUACAAGUGCGACUCCGAAAAGACUACAACCAAGAAAAUCAUCAGAUGAAGCCAGUGGCAGUGGAAGUAGUAAAAUUACAAAUCAUAGAACAAAAGCUAAUAGUACUACUAGUAGGAAUACUCAUAGAAUACCAAUGUUAGGUUCUGCUGAUAAUUUUUCGGUGGACAGAACUCCAGCCAGAGAGAAAAAAAGUGAUAAAAAGAAACCUAACAUUGUUGAAGUCGUCGAUAUAAAAUGUGGGAAUGUAGAUAAGACUUGGGCUACUCCUCUAACAAGUCGUCUUAAGAAGCUCGGUUUCUCAAAGCUCUCUGAGAGCAUUAUCUAAGACUGAAAUUUUUUCGUAUCAGACCGUAGGUUUCUGUAACCGAAAACCGAGGUCCCGUUUGGCCUACUGUUGUCUGAUACAUCAACCAUAGAGCACAUACUUGGUAGGAGCUUGCCACUUACUCGCUUUUUCUUUGUACUUUCAACUGUUGAUACAACUGUGCUUCUGGAAUUUGUGCUAAGGGAAGAACCUACAUCUGUGAUCUGAGACUUGUUCCUCUGUGACCUGUCUUGUGAAUUUGAUUCGAUCCGGCUGAAGUAAUCAAUUUCCUGCAUUAUGAGGGAUGCCACCGUGCCUCGGGUGCCUAUUUCUAUCGGAGGAAAUUCAGCCAUAUCUUUUGUGGAUUUAUGCAUGCUUUCUUUGGUUGGUGCUGAGGAUUGAGCUAAAUCUUCUGUUUGAAGAAGUACUAUUUGUGGUUUUGUUCUUGUGGGGAAAUUGCAGAGAUUUUGGGGGUUCUUUUUUGUUUCAAGAGAUGUAGUUUUACAAGAAUUCUUCAUCUUAUGUUCUAUAUCUGAAAUGCAUGGGAUAAAGUUUGUGUAAUUUGGAGAUUGGCUGAUGAUGAUAUUAUGGUCACAGCAUUCAUGUGCUUGUAGUUAAAACACUCAGAUUUCUAACUACUAAACUACCCUUUUUAACUGCUUUUUAAGUUACUUCAUUUUCCUAGGUACAUGCUAGCUCAUUAUUCGGGACUACUUGUCAGUGUGAAACAAUGUUUUAAAAACCGGUCUGAACCAGCCGGUUCGAUUGGUUGGUUUGGUUCUAGUUACAUUGUAGUCUGGUUGAACCGAAAUUGAAACAUGUUGACCCAGUUCACUUGUGGUUGGUUCGACCAGUUUUCAGUUUUUACUUGUUUAUUUAUUUGUCAUGUGGUUGAAAUAUGGUUGAACCUAUUGAAGCAAUUUACUUGUGUGAAAACUCAGUAUCCGGUCCAAACAUCGGCAAAUCUGAGGGGCACUAAUUCCACCGUCCACUAGUAGGGACCUAAGUGAAGCUAGAGUUUUGCUCUGUAUGAUUGACCCAACAUAGCAAGUGGCAGCAGGAGGAUUCAAAUAUGAGACUUUGAGAGAAGCACACACCAAAGUCCUAAUUCUUCACCAUCAAACGAAUCCAUGAAGCUAUUAAAUCGUGAUUUGAGAGGUCUCACCGGUUUAAUAUCCGGUCUAGUUUCUAAAACAUUGGUGUUAAGUGAAUCAUUAUGAAAAGUAAAAUAGGACAAACCCUUUCAUUGA